AUGAGGGCACGGAAUCUGUCGGAGGUGUUCUCUUCUUCGAGCGACGUGUGGAAGGAGUGGGAGCUGAGAGGCGUGAUCUUCUUGAGCCUUGCCCUCCAAAUCGUCCUCAUUUGUCUUGGCAGUUGCCGCAAGUACUUCCCUCACACUUGGAUUAGGGUGGUCACCUGGUCGGCCUACCUAUUGGCAGAUUCGGUCGCGAUUUACGGGAUCGGCAUGAUCUCCAACAUGAUCAGGGAAAUUAAGGCUGGAAAAACGUUGAGCAACCCACACGCGGAGCUAAGCACCUUUUGGGCGCCGUUUCUGCUGCUGCACUUGGGAGGCCCCGACACAAUCAGUGCCUAUGCAAUUGAGGACAACGAGCUCUGGCUCAGGCACUUGCUGACGCUGGUGAACCAAGCGGGCUUGACAGUUUAUGUCCUGGUGACGGCAUGGACUCAUCCUACCCUUUCAUUCCUUGCCAUUCUGAUACUGCUCUCGGGUUUCUAUAAGUAUGGUGAGAGGGUUUGGGUCCUCCGCACCGCCAGCCACGAGCACUUCAAGGACUCCUUCGCCGAGUCCCGACCCCACCGAAAGGAUUCUGGCAAGAUUAAGGUGGAAUGUAGCUUGAAGCAGCAGGAAGGGGAUGUUGUGCCUCAUCAUGUUAUCGACGUAGAUAAUGAAGAUGCUAUCGAGAUCGAUGUUGCGAUCGCCGAAUUUCCCUUUGAAAAACUGAGUUCCGCGAAGGAGUCGGAGGACCAAGGAUACAAGCACGUCAUGGGCACAUUGCUAUCGGCCAACCACUUGGUCAACACUAGUCAGCGACUUUUCGCAGAUCACUUGUUCAGCAUGGAGGAACGUGACAGUUGCCUGUCAAUAUUGAGCGGCAAGCACCGUGUAGGAGAUUUCAAGGUCAUUGAAAUCGAAUUGAGCCUCAUUUAUGACAUGUUCUACUCAAAGGCAAAGGCGGUCUAUACGAGAUGGGGCUUUAUUUGUAGACUAGCCAUCUUAUUCUCGAUCUGUGUUGCCCUGGUGCUCUUCUCUUUUACCGACGAGCGACCAUACUCGAAGCCGGAUCUAUUCUUAACCUUCCUGUUGCUAGGAGCGGCCAUUUUCAUCGAGUUAUACGCACUCGCUCACGUUCUUUUCUCCGACCAGGCUGUCUGUUGGCUCAUUGAGAAAAAACAAUCAGCCGUCUUUUAUUUCAUCAACUGGCUCCGACCGUUGUUGAAAAGGCCCAGGUGGUCCAAUUCCAUGGGCCAAUACAACCUGAUGUCCUUCGAAAAAAAUGACUCCUGCUGGUGGAGAUUCCUGACGCGAUUGCACGUUGAUGAGAUGGCAGUGAAGUUUCUCUACCAAGGCCACGAGGACGUGGGUGACGAUAUCAAAGACCUAAUCAUGUUGAAGAUCAGAGAGAUGGAAGCGAGGGACGUGCAGAAACUCCAAGCGUGGGAGCUGCAGAAACUCCAAGCGCGGGCCGGGCAGGAACUCCAAGUCCAAGACUUCCAACUGAGAGACAGGGGAAUCCAUUCGUUGAGCAAACACUAUCUGCUGUAUCUGCAGGAUGAUGAUCUGUUGAAAGAGAGCAUCAAGCUGGACUUCGACGUGAGCAUCCUAGUCUGGCACAUAGCGACAGAGCUCUGCUAUUUCCUCGAUUACGGAUGGCAAGACAGCACUAAGGAGCUAGAAAGGAAUAACGAGAGCCCUAUCGAGAAGAAGUCCUUGAUGGGUUUGUACUUGUCUCGGUACAUGCUGUAUCUCCAAUAUAUGUGUCCUUCGAUGUUGCCAGCUAGAUUUGGAAGUAUCAGGUUCCGAGACAUUUAUAAAGAGCCCGGCAAGCAUUUCGACUUGCCUAAAUUCGCUCAGGAAGAAUCUGAGAUCGCAGAGGCUAAGAAGAAGUUGAGUGACAAAAUGUCGGCCUUAGCCCUGGAGAGCAUGUCGAAAGCCCCGGAGAGCGUGUCGGAGGAGGACCAGAUCAAGUUCGUGCUCAGCAAGGGGUGCGACGUGGCGAUGAACCUGAGGUGCUACCCGCGUGGGUGGAGAUGGUCAGCAAUCAGCGAGGUGUGGGUGGAAAUGCUGAUGUACGGGGCUAACAAGUGCAAAUCGAGGGAUCAUGCUCAGCACAUGCGCGGGGGGGUGGGGGCGGGGGCGAGCUCAUAA
Messenger RNA from Eucalyptus grandis, 2136 nucleotides. RefSeq lists its product as uncharacterized. The transcript has a single exon. The coding region runs from base 1 to 2136 and encodes 711 amino acids. The record is from RefSeq and is a predicted model, not a curated record. Lineage: Eukaryota; Viridiplantae; Streptophyta; Magnoliopsida; Myrtales; Myrtaceae.